GGUCCUGCGGCGCCUCCCACAGCAUCAGAGACGGAGGGGGGUUUGCAAAUUCCCAUGAGCCUCCAGGACCCUCCGACCAAGUGCCGCGAUCCAAGAGCCAGCGGCGGGGCGGGGCUUUGUUGCGGUCUGGCCGGUAGGGGGCGGGGCUUUGUGAUGCUCCGAGCUCGCGCUGCGCGGAUUUAAACCCCCCGUCGCGCUCCGCGCACGGUGGGAUCCGACAGGAUGGAGACGCGAUAGCUCCCGCGUCAUUAUUAGUUAGUGCCACGGUUUUUAUUGUCCUCGUCGCGGUUACGAUGCGAUGGCGCCGAUGAUGAUGCGCCGCCACGACGGUCCGACUGCGACUCCGAGAUCUUGCGAUGAUGGAGACCUUUGUGUGACCGCGCCGUGGACAUCAUCAUCAUCAUCAUCAUCAUCAUCUUCGCUCGGGUGGGCGGCAGCGGCGGGGGACGACGGCCUCUCCUCGGCCCCUUCGUACGCGCGCCUCAUUAAUUCAUAUGGUAAUUAAUGAGGGGUAUUUACCGUGCUUGCUCGCGCUCGCGCAGAGGCAGGAGGGCCGGCGGCGGCGCGCGGGGGACCGGCGGCGGUUGCUGGCGCCGCUGAGAAGCAGGUGCGGAGAAGGUCGGCGUCCCGCAGCCGGACAUGGGCAACACGGCGUCCUGCUGCGUGGCCUCCAGCCCGAAGCUGAGAAGGAAAGCGCACGCGCGCCUGGACUCGGACCCGGAGCCGGAGCCGCUGAGCCGCGAGGACACGGGCUGGAACCUGCAGCACAUCAGCGACCGCGAGAACGUGGACGACCUGAACAUGGAGUACAACCCGUCGGACCACCCGCGUGCCAGCACCCUUUUCCUGAGCAAGUCGCAGACGGAUGUGAGGGACAAACGCAAGAGUCUCUUCACCAAUCAUUUGACGCACAUUGUGGAAACCAAGCACCACACGGGCCGAGCGCGGCGGAAACACAGCUCCUGCUCGACCAUUUUCCUAGAUGACAAUACGGUCAGUCAGCCCAACCUGAAACACACCAUAAAGUGUGUGGCUCUUGCAAUAUAUUACCACAUAAAGAACAGGGACCCCAAUGACAGGACACUGCUGGACAUUUUCGAUGAGAAACUGCACCCCCUGUCGAAAGUGGAGGUUCCUCCCGACUAUGACGAGCACGACCCGGAGCAGAAGCACAUCUACCGCUUUGUUCGGACCCUGUUUAGCGCUGCUCAGCUCACUGCCGAGUGUGCCAUCGUCACCCUGGUGUACCUGGAGCGGCUGCUCACCUAUGCGGAGAUCGACAUUUGCCCCGGAAGCUGGAAGCGCAUCGUGCUGGGCGCUAUCCUACUGGCCUCCAAGGUGUGGGACGACCAGGCCGUGUGGAACGUAGACUACUGCCAGAUCCUCAAAGACAUCACCGUGGAGGACAUGAACGAGCUGGAGCGCCAGUUCCUGGAGCUGCUGCAGUUCAACAUCAACGUGCCCUCCAGCGUUUACGCCAAGUAUUACUUUGACCUCCGCUCGCUCUCUGAGGCCAACAACCUGAGCUGCCCCUUGGAGCCCCUCAGUCGGGACAGGGCCCAGAAACUGGAGGCAGUCUCCAGGUUAUGUGAGGACAAGUACAGGGACUGCAGGAAAGCAGCCAAGAAGCGAUCCAUGAGCGCGGACCAGCUGAGCGUCGUGCGAUGGGCCCCGGCCAUCAUACCGUAAAACGGUCCUGCUGAAGGGAAGUGGAUUUUUUUGGUACGCCACACCAAGGACAGCAGGAUGAGCGGCAGAAAAAAACAGUACGGUUGUGCCACGUCGCUUAAGAAUGCACAACUACAGUACUACGGGAUUGCUGUGGGACCGAGACACACGCAAAGCGGCUCUACGACUCGCCCCUUUCUGGCGGCUCCUGUGCCAAAUGCCUGCAGUGUCCGCCAGGGCGUGCUAAGGACACGUGUCUCCAGGUGUCCUCUUUCUCCUGUUCAACAUGAUUU
This is a messenger RNA of Scleropages formosus (Asian bonytongue), 1961 nucleotides long. Its product is annotated as cyclin-Y-like. Gene Ontology annotation, molecular function: protein kinase binding. Bases 640 to 1689 code for a protein of 349 amino acids. Gene Ontology annotation, biological process: regulation of cyclin-dependent protein serine/threonine kinase activity. The record is from RefSeq and is a predicted model, not a curated record. The transcript is spliced from 11 exons. NCBI's taxonomy places the organism in Eukaryota, Metazoa, Chordata, Actinopteri, Osteoglossiformes, Osteoglossidae.